Molecule: messenger RNA, 2612 nt
Organism: Olea europaea var. sylvestris
Lineage: Eukaryota; Viridiplantae; Streptophyta; Magnoliopsida; Lamiales; Oleaceae
Product: lipid phosphate phosphatase 2-like
Exons: 8
Coding region: 1509-2459 (316 amino acids)
Biological process (GO): phospholipid metabolic process
Molecular function (GO): phosphatidate phosphatase activity
Source: RefSeq, a predicted model, not a curated record
UUUUUUUUUUUUUUUUUAAGGUUUGAACAGUUAGUUGCUUUGAAUCUACUUUUUCUAUUCAUAUUUAACUUUAUUAGUGAUGCUUUUGGGAAUUGAAGUUUUAAAUUGUUUUCUUUUUGUAUAAAUUGAAUUUGUGUAAUUUUAAUUCAGUUAUGCUUUUCUAAAGUUCUGUUUGUCUGGCCAGAAGCAUAAUUUUGAAGAAUUGACCCUAAAUUUCCUAAUAUUUCGGUUUCUCUCCGAACUAGUAAAUUUAAGAUAAUGAGAGUGGAGAUCUUACCAUCGCAAUAUGCUGGCUAUAGCAAAAUAAGUUUUAAAAAUAUUUCUAAAAAAUUCUUAUUUAUUUUGUUACCAUAUAAUUAUUGCAAUGUGAACAUAACAUGUGAACUUAAAUACCCUCGGAUUGCCAAAUCUCCGUUUAAUAUUAAAAACAUGCAAAGUUUUCGAGCUUGAAAAUUGAGUCAACUCAGUCAUAUUUUUUAUGUUUUAAAAUAAUUAAUAAGCUUUUUUUUUUUUGGUUAACGCUUCUUUGUAUUUCCUUUUCCACCUGGGUUUGGGUUUGUUGCAAUUUGAGAUUAUCUAAGCUUCACUAGUUUUUAUUCAUGAGAGGACCAUACUUUCUGAUUCUCGCCAUAAAUGGUAAUGUUUUCUUACCAUGAUACCAUAGAACACUUCUGUUCUCAAUGCUUGUUUCGCUUAGUGUCAUUAUUUAGUUUUAGUUGCUUCAAUAAUCUCUGACGUGUCUCUAGGCAAGAAUCUAUGGAUCUUUCUGAAAGCCUGAAUUGAGCAUUCCUUUCAUGUGGUACUUAACCCUGCCCACGUCUUCUGAUCGGGAUUUUUGGUUGACGGAAUCUGUCUAAAUACCUGGCAUUUUCUGACAUUGAUUUCAUCUAGUUCUAUCUUUCCACUUGGUUGAGAACAGGAUCCAGGAAUGAGCAUGUUAAAAUUGGAAAAUUUGAUAGAAAAAGGGAAAGUUUUAUUUGGGUUUGUGUAAGGUUUCUGAUUAAGCUGCACAACAUCAUUUUAUAUGUAUUGAGGGGAUGCUAGAUAAAGUAUUAAUUUGAGGUAUUAGUCGAAGUUAUUAAACCCAGAACAGACUGAUUAGUUGGGCGCAAAAAAUGAUGAAUCCAAAAAUCAUUCAAGCUACGGGAUCUCACAAUCUGAUGUGUUCUCUAAUUUUGAGAUCUUAUUUUAUCCUCAAUCUCUGGAUAAUUAUGGUACGGUGCAAGAUUUUUUCCAAUGUAUGUAUAUGGAGAUUCAGAGGGCUUACUGGAGUGUUGAGUUUCUGCAUCUUCAUCUCUACUUUGGUGAUGGCCACAAAAGAAUGGAGAUCGCAGAAAUUAGAAUUAGUGCCACAUUAUAAGGUGUUUGGAUGCCACUCUGCUGCGGACUCAUCUGGAAACCCACUUGUCAGGUCGAGGAAGGGGACUAUGCCUAUGAUAGAAGUGGUCGAAGGAAGUUUCUGUUGACGUCAAGUAAUAAUUACUUGAGAUUUGUUUUAGUUGGUGAAGAUGCCAGAGAUACAGUUGGGUGCCCACACGAUAAAAUCUCAUGGAGUGCAAGUAGCAAGAUUCCACAUGCAUGAUUGGCUUAUUCUAUUGAUGCUUGUGGUAAUAGAGAUCAUUUUAAAUAUAAUAGAACCAUUCCAUCGAUUUGUUGGAGAGGAGAUGAUGACAGACCUGAAAUACCCAUUGCAAGACAAUACUGUUCCGUUCUGGGCUGUUCCGAUGAUUGCAAUAAUAUUGCCUUCCAUUGUCAUUAUAGUCUUCUACUUUAUUAGACACGAUGUCUACGAUUUGCACCAAGCUAUAUUGGGCCUCUUGUUUUCUGUACUUGUUACUGGUGUUAUUACUGAUGCAAUUAAAGAUGCUGUUGGUCGUCCUCGUCCGGACUUCUUUUGGCGUUGCUUUCCUGAUGGAAAAGGGGUGUUCCAUCCUGUCACAAGGAAUGUCCAGUGUACUGGAUUGAAGAGUGUCAUCAAAGAAGGACAUAAAAGUUUCCCUAGCGGACAUACUUCCUGGUCUUUUGCUGGUCUUGGCUUUCUAGCCUGGUACUUGUCAGGGAAAAUUAGAGUAUUUGACCGUAGGGGCCAUGUUGCGAAGCUCUGCAUUACGUUCCUGCCCUUACUCGUUGCUGCAUUAGUUGGAAUCUCACGAGUUGAUGAUUAUUGGCACCAUUGGGAAGAUGUAUUUACCGGGGGUCUAUUAGGGAUGACAAUUGCUUCAUUUUGUUACUUGCAAUUCUUCCCACCACCAUAUCACGUAGAUGGUUGGGCACCCCAUGCAUAUUUCAAUAUGCUGGCAGACUCGAGAAAUGGCAACCAAUCAUCAUCAACCAAUGCUAAUGCUCUUACAGUUAGGCAGUCAGAAUUUGAGAGUGUAUCUAUCAGAUCUGCACCAGAUGCCAAUGUACGAGACUCAAGCUCAAUACUCGAAGACAUGGAAAAUGGGAGAAGAAAUUGAAUAUGGUGCUGCCCAAAUGGGUAAAAUCACGGGAAUUUGUACUGCAUUAGAUCAAGGUUACUUUUCUUUGCAUCUUUAAGUACCCUAACAUGAAAGAUUGUUUACUUGGAUUGAUCGAACUGUCAUUAGAUGUUAAUUAUUUUUGUUUACGUC